CCCGGAGCUGAUUUGGAAUGACGAGGCCAGAGAGAAAGUGUCGGGAGUAUAUAGUGUCUAAAAUGAACAAGGAGUUCUUCCUCAAGCAGAAGGAAGACCCCGACACUCUGUGGAGGUUGCCCGAUAAUUUUGAGGUGGUCUAUUCACAGGUACAAGGGGAGAUCAUGGUGGGCGGAGUCUUCUUAAGGAUAUUUAUAUCGCAGCCUACUUGGGUUCUGAGGAAACCAAAGGAGUUUUUGAUAUCACUACUCGACAAGUUUGGGCUGCUCUCACAGUCUGCUCAUCCUGAUGGAGAGAUCCUGGAGACAGUGACAGAGGCUUGUGUUUAUCUCUUUACUGCCCAACCAUCACUAGCGGACCAGAUAAGCUCCUAGAGUGAUGGAAGCUAGCCCCUUUUAACGAUCACCCGUGCGUGGUGGAAAG
This is a messenger RNA of Halichondria panicea, 423 nucleotides long. RefSeq names its product dnaJ homolog subfamily C member 13-like. The transcript has 4 exons. Gene Ontology annotation, biological process: regulation of early endosome to late endosome transport; receptor-mediated endocytosis; endosome organization. Bases 18 to 374 code for a protein of 118 amino acids. NCBI's taxonomy places the organism in Eukaryota, Metazoa, Porifera, Demospongiae, Suberitida, Halichondriidae. The record is from RefSeq and is a predicted model, not a curated record. Gene Ontology annotation, cellular component: endosome membrane.